Sinocyclocheilus grahami is the source of this 3050-nucleotide messenger RNA. RefSeq names its product E3 ubiquitin-protein ligase HACE1-like. NCBI's taxonomy places the organism in Eukaryota, Metazoa, Chordata, Actinopteri, Cypriniformes, Cyprinidae. Gene Ontology annotation, molecular function: ubiquitin protein ligase activity; protein binding. Gene Ontology annotation, biological process: ubiquitin-dependent protein catabolic process; Golgi organization; membrane fusion. Gene Ontology annotation, cellular component: cytoplasm; Golgi membrane; nucleus. The record is from RefSeq and is a predicted model, not a curated record.
UGCAAUGAAAACAGGAAGAAAGACACCAUGAGGAAAUAUUUCCCCAAAAUGAAUCAGAGAGCGAUGGAGGGAUAUUGUGGCGUGGAAUGAGUCGUGAACACAGCGCAUCAGCCAACAGCAGAUGGAAGAGAUCGAGAGAGAGAGGGAAUACGUGUUCCAUGAGCUGAACUCUGUGCUGGACAUCUCAUAUGAUGGAACGGGCGAUGGAGCAUUUGAAUGUACAGCUGAACCGACUGACGCGUUCUCUGCGUCGCGCGAGGACUGUGGAACUCCCAGAAGACAGUGAAACAGCUGUGUACACCCUCAUGCCCAUGGUCAUGGCCGACCAGCACAGGUCAGUUUCUGAAUUGCUUUUAAACUCAAAGUUUGAUGUCAACUAUGCCUUUGGACGUGUUAAAAGAAGCCUUCUACACAUUGCUGCCAACUGUGGAUCGGUAGAGUGUCUUGUCCUGCUGUUAAAGCGUGGAGCGAAUCCAAACUAUCAGGACAUCUCCGGCUGCACACCUCUGCAUCUGGCUGCAAGAAACGGACAGAAGAAGUGUAUGGGCAGACUGUUAGAGUUCAAUGCUGAUGUUAAUAUCUGCAAUAAUGAAGGUCUCACUGCUAUUCAUUGGCUGUCAGUGAAUGGAAGGACAGAGCUACUUCAUGACCUGGUGCAGCAUGUGUCUAAUGUGGACGUGGAGGACGCCAUGGGCCAGACAGCCUUACAUGUGGCCUGCCAGAAUGGACACAAGACUACUGUGCAGUGUCUUCUGGACAGCGGAGCGGACAUCAACAGGCCCAAUGUAUCUGGAGCCACUCCACUCUAUUUCGCCUGCAGUCAUGGUCAGAGGGACACUGCACAGAUACUGCUCCUCAGGGGAGCCAAGUAUUUGCCAGACAAGAAUGGGGUUACACCGCUUGACCUGUGUGUGCAGGGUGGUUAUGGCGAAACAUGUGAAAUUCUCAUCCAGCACCAUAGCAGACUGUUUCAGACACUGAUACAGAUGACUCAGAAUGAUGACAUUAAAGAGAACAUGCUAAGGCAGGUUCUAGAAUAUGUUUCACAGCAGAGUGACUCCAGCUACCAAAUGAUCUUGACCAGCUUGGCUGACGUGGCCACCACAAACGGACAUAAACUGCUGAGUUUGUCCAGUAACUUUGAGUUCCAAACAAAGAGUUUGCUCCGAAUUGUCCGGAUCUUCUGUCAUGUGUUCUGUCUUGGACCGUCCUGCCCAAACAACGGGAAUGACAUGGGUUACAACGGAAACAAGACACCACGUAACCAGGUUUUUAAGCCUCUGGAGCUGUUGUGGCACUCUCUUGAUGAAUGGCUGGUCCUCAUCUCCACCGAGCAGGAUAAGGAGAGCACAGACGCAACAACCUCAUCCUCAGGAAAUGACAUUGCGUCACUCUUCCUGAAAAAGCAGGAGGUCGACCCUUCUGUUUCCAGCGAAAAUCCCCCACUGUUGCUGGACGCCAAGUCAGUGAUGAAGACGCCGGAGGGCUACGUCGAUGGUCAGGAUGUCAUCUCUAUGAUAGCCAAUCGCCUGAGCGCUGUGAUCCAGGCUUUCUACAUGUGCUGUUCCUGUCAGAUGCCACACGGCAUGACCUCCCCUCGAUUCAUCGAGUUUGUCUGUAAGCAUGAUGAAGUGCUCAAGUGUUUUGUGACAAGGAAUCCCAAAAUCAUCUUCAACCACUUCCACUUCCUGCUGGAAUGUCCUGAGCUCAUGUCCCGCUUCAUGCAUAUUAUUAAAGGACAGCCAUUUAAGGACAGGUGUGAGUGGUUUUAUGAACAUCUUCUGGCUGGACAGCCAGACUCGGAUAUGGUGCACCGGCCAGUUAAUGAAAAUGAUAUUCUUCUUGUUCACCGAGACUCAAUAUUCCGAAGCAGCUGCGAGGUUGUGUCCAAAUCCUCCAAUGAGAAACUCAAACAAGGCAUUGCAGUGCGGUUUCAUGGUGAAGAGGGAAUGGGUCAGGGGGUGGUCAGAGAGUGGUUUGACAUUCUGUCCAAUGAGAUCAUCAACCCGGACUAUGCACUGUUUACACAAUCAGCUGAUGGUACCACGUUUCAACACCUGGGUCUGGCUCUCUACCAUCGCCAGCUGGUGAACAUCUACUUCACACGCUCCUUUUACAAGCACAUACUGGGCAUCCCAGUGAGCUAUCAGGAUGUGUCAUCCAUUGACCCAGAGUAUGCUAAAAAUCUGCAGUGGAUUCUGGACAAUGACAUCAGUGACCUUGGCCUUGAGCUCACGUUUUCUGUAGAGACCGAUGUGUUCGGAACCAAGGAGGAGUAUGUGCAGCUGGUGACGGAGCUCAGGAUGACCCGAGCGAUUCAGCCGCAGAUCAAUGCCUUCCUGCAGGGCUUUCACACUUUCAUCCUCCCCUCGCUCAUCCAGCUCUUUGAUGAAUAUGAGCUGGAACUGCUGUUGUCAGGCAUGCCUGAAAUUGAUGUGAUGGACUGGAAGAAGAACACAGAGUACACUAGUGGCUACGACUUGCAGGAGCCUGUUAUACAGUGGUUUUGGGAAGUGGUUGAAAAUCUCACUCAAGAAGAAAGAGUCCUUCUCUUACAGUUUGUUACAGGAAGUUCAAGAGUUCCUCAUGGAGGAUUUGCUUUUCUUCUGGGCGGCAGCGGUCUGCAGAAGUUUACUAUUGCCGCUGUGCCCUACACAUCAAACCUACUGCCUACCUCUAGUACAUGUAUUAACAUGCUGAAACUCCCAGAAUACCCCAGCAAGGACGUCCUGCGUGAUCGUUUGCUGGUUGCACUGCAUUGUGGGAGUUACGGAUACACCAUGGCGUGACGCCGGCUUCUGCGUUUGCUGAGAAUUCUGCUCUGUGGACACACGACGCACACAUGGCUCAGUUCAGGGAUACUUCCAACACUUUGAUUCAAAAGCCUUUAUAUUUGAUUUAUUUUUGGCACGAGGAAAUUUAUGACAAGGACAUCAGUGAAUAAUGACAUGAAUUAAUGAUACUUCAGGCACUGAGGCUGUUUUGUAUAUGUGAAAAAGAUGUUCAGGUCACAUUUCGCAGUAAAUUCAAAAUAAGGAUUUUUUUUUCUG